UCGGGUGAGUCGGGGAAGGCUAUAGAACGCGAGGCGCAAGGUCUAGAAUUAGGAAAGGCGUGUUUGCGUCGGUGGCUUAUUCGUUCGGUUAUAGGAGGAUUUGAAACGAAAGCUGAUCCGAUAUCCUGAAGAGAAAUUCUUGAUCACCGUUCGGAGAGUUUGAGAGCAUAUUCAUUCUGCUAUGGCUCUAAAUCCUCAGUUGUUCCCAAACGGGAUGCCGGUGCCGUUUGUGAACGAGAUUUUUGUGAUGGCUCGAGACGGCGUGGAGUUCCAAGUCGAUAAAAUCCCUGGCGCUUCUGGUCAUGGUGGUCAGGUUAAAGCCAAAGGUACAAUCUACUUGUCAAAUAUUAGAAUGGUCUUUGUUGCUGAGAAGCCUGUUGGUAACUUCUUUGCAUUUGACAUGCCCCUGCUUCAUGUCGGUUGUGAGAAAUUUAACCAACCAAUAUUUCAUUGCAACAAUAUAUCUGGUUCCGUAGAUCCGGUUGUUCCAGAAAAUGAGAACAGGGCUCUAUACUCUACUCAUUCAUUCAAGAUUUUGUUCAAGGAAGGUGGCUGUGGAACCUUUGUUCCAUUGUUUUUCAACCUGCUUUCUUCAGUGAGGCUACAUAACCAGCUAGCCAACCAGAAUUCAGAGCCUCGUGUGGACCCUUUGCAGGCAGCGCAGACUCCGGUGGAUGAAAUGAUGAGACAUGCAUAUGUUGAUCCUAAUGAUCCAACAAGGAUUUUCUUGCAGCAGCCAACCCCUGAAUCUCAGCUGAGACGGCGCUCAUACCAUCCUGCCACUGCUGAAAACUCCAUAUGAUCUUACAAAUAGAAUCUGAACAAUAAAUUUCAUGAAACUAUUGCUUGGUGUUGUGUAACUAUUGUUCAUAUAUGUUCUGUUUGUUUGUCAACUAAUUUCUUACUUCGGGAUUGUCAAAUGAAACCUUAUGUGAUGUUCUAUGGGGAAGCUGUGUUUUGGUCUCUCUA
This is a messenger RNA of Tripterygium wilfordii, 969 nucleotides long. Its product is annotated as UPF0664 stress-induced protein C29B12.11c. Gene Ontology annotation, cellular component: nucleus. Gene Ontology annotation, biological process: positive regulation of DNA-templated transcription. The record is from RefSeq and is a predicted model, not a curated record. The coding region runs from base 182 to 802 and encodes 206 amino acids. NCBI's taxonomy places the organism in Eukaryota, Viridiplantae, Streptophyta, Magnoliopsida, Celastrales, Celastraceae. Gene Ontology annotation, molecular function: transcription coactivator activity; chromatin DNA binding. The transcript has 5 exons.